Molecule: messenger RNA, 1359 nt
Organism: Paramecium tetraurelia
Lineage: Eukaryota; Ciliophora; Oligohymenophorea; Peniculida; Parameciidae
Exons: 4
Biological process (GO): endocytosis; endosomal transport
Cellular component (GO): cytoplasm; plasma membrane
Molecular function (GO): protein binding
Source: RefSeq, a predicted model, not a curated record
AUGUUUUAAUAUACACCUUAAGAAGAUGCUUACUACAGACAACUUUGGGCCCCUUUUGAUCCACAAGGUCUAGGCUUUGCUGAGGCCAAAAGCACUGUUUAAUUUUUCAAAAAAAGUAAACUUCCAGUUGACGCGCUUAAGGGAAUUUGGAUAGCAGGAGUAAAAAAUUAAGAAGGCAGACUUUAUUAUCCAGAAUUUGCUAUAGUCAUGAGAUUAAUUGCAUACUGUUAAAAUGGAUUUGAAUUCAAUGAACAAUUAUUGAACUAAAAUAUAUCUGUUCCUCUUCCAGUUAUGGAAGGAAUAUAGGUACCACAACAAUAAUAACUACCCUAAUAACCAAUCUCAUAACCGCAAUAGCAAUAGUUCAAUAAUUUCUAAUAACCACAAACUUCUUUGCCUCAAUCAAAUUACUUCUAAACACAACCAGUCUAAAAUACUGCUUAAAUCUCUCUCUAAUCCUAUGUUGAACCUAGACUAGAAUUUCAAAAAUAUGAUUUACCUGAUGAUUAAUAUAACAGAUAUGAACUCUGCUUUAAUUAAUAGGAUAAAACUAAUUCAGGAUUCGUUAAGGGUGAUCAAGCAUUGGCUUUUUUUUAAAAGUCUUAACUUCCCACUCCAUUAUUGAAUCAACUUUGGAGCUUGGUUGAUAAUGGACAAAAAGGAUACCUCUAUAAAAAUGAAUUUAUCGUUGCUGUUCACUUAAUAGCUCUGUGCCGAAAGGAUAUCCCAUUACCUUAAGUUUUACCAGAAUCAUUACUUCAACUAACAAGAAGAGAUCAACAGUAAAAUUAGGUUAGAUCAACUUCAUAAACUAUGCCACAACUUUCCUAAGGGUUACCUCCAUAACCAUAAAGAGCUGGAUCAUAGAAUGAGGUUUAAGGGCUGAAUCAUCAAGCAAAUUACUUACAGAAUAAGCUCUAAAAUUAAACGCAAUAGAUUUAAUUUGCAAACAAUUUGGAUUAAUAAAAAUAGAUUAUAGAAGAUAAGAAAAAGGAUAUUGAAUUUCUCAACCAAACAAUAUAAAAGCUUCAAAGCUUUUAUGAUUAUCUCAAAAAAGAACAAGAUGAAUUGCAGGCUUAAAUAUCAUCAUUAAGUGAUUAAUAAACAUAAAAACAACAUUCAAUUAAUGUUUUAUAGGAUAGUAUAUAGAAUCAAUUGUAAAUCAACUCAAACCUUUAGAAACAAUUGUACGAUAUGAAAUAAUCAGAUUAGCAGUAGGAGAAUCAGCCACCUGCUUUGACAACUUAGUUUUAGACCAUCAAUAUUGAGGACAAUUAUGAUUAUUCCAAUUAUAGAGCAAAGAAGGAUAAGGUAGUUUCUGGAGGUAACCAAAGCGCUGAAAACCUCCCUUGGCAUUGA